UGCUUCUCCACUGCCAGGUGUCAAAACGUUAGGUCAUUGACCUUUCUCCAUCCGUUAAACAGAACAAUUCCGUUAAAAUCUCUAACUGGCGCCACCCAAACUAACGGUUGUAACUGAGAGCCGUCUAUUCUAUUCCAGGAAAUCCCUCAAAACCAACACCACCACUUUUUUGUAUUCUCGUUUACCAUUCUGCGGUGGGGGGAGAGAACAGAUUUCAAUUGACCAGAAAAAAAAAAAAAAAAAAAUCUUUCUUUUGGAUUACUACCAUCUCCCCCAACAAAAUCAAUCGGAACUCUUUUUGAGUCUAGGGUUACCGGCGGGUGAAAUCUUCCCCGGCCGGAGCUCCAAACCCGGCGACAAAUAUGCUGGAAGAUAAGCCCAUUGACGAUCCAAGCGACCCAGAAACCGAGGAGGAGGAAGAAGAAGAGGCGGAAUGCGAUCCGGUCGAAUUGAAAAAAUCGAGAAACAAGGCCCUGACCGAAUUCCGUUUCAGGGUGGAGCAAGCCAUCCUUGGGCACUACCUGCUUGUGAAAAGGUCCAAGAGAAAUCCGCCCAACGAAAACAUCAAAAAUGACGAAUUGAGCAUCAAAUUGUGGGGUGUCCCUUUGCUGCCUAAAGAAGGGCACGAGGGGACGGACAUUGUUCUGAUGAAGUUCUUGAAAGCCAAACGUUACAAGGUGCACGAGGCCUUCACGUUGCUCCGAAGAACCCUUAAAUGGCGGGCCGAGUUUCGGCCCGAUGAAAAUCUCGAGGAAUUGAGGCCCGAGAUUGACAGUUUGUGGUUCUCCAGUGGCAAGGAUAAAGAGGGGCGCCCCCUUUGCUACACUAUGUUGGGUAAUGAAUCUCAGAAGAAAUUAUUGAGCGCGGGCGAUGAUCUGAAAUGCAGGGAUUAUUUGAGAUGGAGGGUUCUAAGUGUCGAGAAGGCGAUUCAAAAUCUCAAUUUUAGACCAGGUGGGACCGAUUCGAUUAUCCAAAUCAUUGAUCUGAAGAAUGCUACUGGACCUGCGAAGAAGGAGGUUCGGUUGAUCUACAAUAAGAUGAUGACCUUGGUUCAUGAUCAUUAUCCAGGCCUUGUCUACAAGAAUUUAAUCAUAAAUGUCCCAUCAUGGUUCUUGGCUCUCAACACAUUGAAUCUUCGACUCAUCACACAAAAGAGCAGGAACAAAUUUAUUUUUGUGAAGCCAUCGAAAGUCACAGAAACCCUUCUCAAGUACGCCACAGCAGAGAACAUACUGGUUCAAUACGGUGGCCUGAAGAGAGAAAACGACACUGAGUUCUCGACAGACGACAAAGUUCUUGAAGUGAAUAUCAGAGCAAAUGCCACUGGUUACAUUGAGAUACCUACUCUCGAGGCAGGGGUUACAGUGACCUGGGAUGUGACUGUGGUUGGAUAUGAGGUGGCAUACAGAGAGGAGUUUAUACCAGACGACGACUGCUCGUACAAGAUAUUGCUUCAGGACAAGAAAAUGGGAGAGAGCAUCAGAAACUCGUUUUAUAUCAGAGAACCGGGGAAGAUUGUCAUAACUGUGGUUAAUGGAUCAUAUGCAAAGAAGAAGGCUUUCUAUAGGUAUAAAAGCAGGCCAAGUGUGCCUAUCUUUAUGUUCAUUAACAAGUGAUUCAUUUGCCAAAACGAAAAGAAAAAAAAAAAAAAAAAAAGAAAAAAAAACCAUUUUCCAGUUGCUCCGCACUUUGAUGCUUCUGUUGUUUUUGUUCCGUUUGAAAAAGCGAGUUUUGCGCGAAUGGUGUGAAUGGUGUAAGGGAUUCGACGUUCGCUGCUGAACAUAUGUUUUUGCAUGUAUUGACAAUAAAUUGUAGAUAAUAUAUACUCGACUAUUGUAUCUGGUUUGUUUUCGAUUGUUUUAUGUUGAUUACCGUCGAAAGUAACCAGCCUACACUCCGGUGUCGUGUCUUGUUAGUUUUUAGUGGGUGAAUAAAAAAUUAUCGUGUAACGAGCUCGAGCCCGAGCUUGGCAAAUUUGGUGAGUUUGAACUUUUAGUUAUU
Molecule: messenger RNA, 2001 nt
Organism: Erythranthe guttata (spotted monkey flower)
Lineage: Eukaryota; Viridiplantae; Streptophyta; Magnoliopsida; Lamiales; Phrymaceae
Product: patellin-4
Molecular function (GO): lipid binding
Source: RefSeq, a predicted model, not a curated record